UCCUCCCCAAAAGAGUUUAAAUGUCAGCAGCCCCCAGCUCUUCACACUCAGACCUCACAGGAGACACAACAACAUGAAGUCUGUGGCUGCCCUCCUCCUUGUGGGGAUGCUCAUCCUCUGGACAGAUCUGCCAGCAGGCAACGCUUGGAACUGCCCGGUUGUCCUGAUUACCUGUGCAAUGGCCAACCCCCCGAAUCGGUGCUACAUCGACCAGCAGUGCCCACGGUCCAAGAAGUGCUGCGACACCUUCUGCGGGAGGAAAUGCAUCUCUCGCCCAUCUUCUAUCCCGACCUUCCACGUGUGAGCUCCAGCUCCCAGGAUGGGCCAAGGGUGUUUGCAGCAUCCCUGUGUUACCUCUGGCACCAGCUGGCCGCUCAGACCUCUGCUAAGGAGUGCCCUGCCCCACGCCAGGUCCCAGGAGGAUGGGGACAGCACGAGCCCACACUUCGCUGCAUUCUGCAUCUGUCUUGGCUUCUGGACUGCCUCACUGCCAGCUGCUGUGCGCUGCCUUCUUGUCCCUAUGCUGUCUCCCUUGGCUCCCUCACUGCUGGUAUAACUAAUAAAGGAGCUUGUCCCAGGA
Molecule: messenger RNA, 580 nt
Organism: Dromaius novaehollandiae (emu)
Lineage: Eukaryota; Metazoa; Chordata; Aves; Casuariiformes; Dromaiidae
Product: elafin
Exons: 3
Coding region: 74-304 (76 amino acids)
Cellular component (GO): extracellular region
Molecular function (GO): peptidase inhibitor activity
Source: RefSeq, a predicted model, not a curated record